Molecule: messenger RNA, 2447 nt
Organism: Eptesicus fuscus (big brown bat)
Lineage: Eukaryota; Metazoa; Chordata; Mammalia; Chiroptera; Vespertilionidae
Gene: EFHD1
Product: EF-hand domain family member D1
Exons: 4
Coding region: 96-1391 (431 amino acids)
Cellular component (GO): mitochondrial inner membrane
Molecular function (GO): calcium ion sensor activity
Source: RefSeq, a predicted model, not a curated record
GGCAGCCACGAGUUCCCUCUUGCUCCUUGUUCUCUUUUCUGUUUGUUUAUCUGUUUGCAGUACGUCUAGUUUUGUUUUGCAAACAUUUCUUUUCAAUGCGUGUUCGAAAAGCAGCUCCCCCGCCCCGCGCUCCCUGCGGGCGCCUCCCACCCUCAAACCUCCGAACCGAUGGGAGGGGUGUCACCCGGAGUCGUGGGGGCCUGUGGGUGAUACCCGGGGGCGCUUGGCUCCCCCGACCCCCAGCCUGUCCUGGGCCGCGAGCGCCUCCAGUUGGGGCACUUCGGGGGGAAGAGAAGGGAACCGCCCGAACGGUCGUGAAACUUUCCCGUUGCCGUUCCUCCCCGGACCUCAGGGUCCCCGGGCUCCCCCGGAGCGGGCGUGGGCAGCGAGGUCAGAGAUGGUCAGAGGUCCGCAGCCUCAGGGAGCCGGGAGCGGGCCGAGGUCCCGGGACGCGCAGACACCUGCGGCCUCGGGCGAGGCGGGCGGUCCCCAAGCCCUGGCGCCUCCUUAAAGCCUCGGCUCCGCCCUGCGCUCCCCGUCCCUCGCCAGCAGUUCCACCCAACCGCCGGUCCCCGCCGCCCGGGCAGAGUGCUGCCGAGCCGCGAGCCUGCGAGAAGCGCGACGCCCGCCCAGUCCCCGCGCCGGGUCCCGAGUCCCCGCGUCCCGGAUACGCCGCUAUGUCCAGCGAGGAGUUGGCGCGCAAGCUGCAGCGGAGACUGCAGCGGGAGGGCGCUCCGGACGGCUGCCCGGAGCCCGCAUCCCUCGCCGCCGCGGCCCCGGAGCCGGAGCCCGAGCCGCCCGCCGGGACGCCCGCUGCCAGCGCCGACGCCGAGCUGAGCGCGCAGCUGAGCCGACGGCUGAACAUCAACGAGGGCGCGGCGCGGCCCCGCCGCUGCAAGGUCUUCAACCCCUACACCGAGUUCCCGGAGUUCAGCCGCCGCCUCAUCAAGGACCUGGAGAGCAAGUUCAAACAGUAUGAUGCCGGACGGGACGGCUUCAUCGACCUGAUGGAGCUGAAGCUGAUGAUGGAGAAACUGGGGGCCCCCCAGACCCACCUGGGCCUGAAAAGCAUGAUCAAGGAGGUGGACGAGGACUUUGACGGCAAGCUCAGCUUCCGUGAGUUCUUGCUCAUCUUCCACAAGGCCGCCGCAGGGGAGCUGCAGGAGGAAAGUGGGCUGAUGGCCCUGGCAAAGCUGUCUGAGAUCGAUGUUGCCCUGGAGGGCGUCAAAGGUGCCAAGAACUUCUUUGAAGCCAAGGUCCAAGCCUUGGCCUCUGCCAGUAAGUUUGAAGCUGAGCUGAAAGCUGAGCAAGAUGAGCGGAAGCGGGAGGAGGAGAAGAGGAGGAUCCGCCAGGCAGCCUUCCGGGAGCUCAAGGCCACUUUUAGCACAUAGUCGGGUGACCUUGACCUCUGUCUACAGCUGUGCCUCACAGAUGCCCCUGGGAGAGCUGGCCAGGCAUCCUCGCCCCCAACUGAUUCCUCGCCCCAACCAGCCUCCUCACCCAGUCAAGCAAACUCCUUCGCCUCAGGGCAGCAGGGAGCGCUCUCACCCCCAGGUGAGAGAGACCAGCUGUUCCUUGCCUUUCUUUUCCUCCCACGUUGCUCUGCCCUUUUCUGUAUCCAGCACGUGCCUCUGUUUGGCCACCUGUGGCUUUUCCUUGUUCCUCUUACUCUUCCACAUCAAAGAGUGGAAACAAAUUGUACAGACACUUCUUCCCUUGGUGGUCCUCAGAGGAGAGGAUCCUUGGGGGCUGUGAUGUUAAUGUUGCCCAUUUUCUUGGGUAAUUCUCUGCCCCGCCCUCCCCCCCUUUGUUUCCCAUCAGCUACCUUGUUCUCAUUCUUAGCCUGAGCCUGCCAGUUGCCUUUGCAUCCUCGUCUUUUGAUGGUGGUGAAGUUUGAGGCAGGUCAAGCUGGACCAUUGUCCCCUCUCCAACAGGGGGCGUUGGCAUGCUGCCAAGAUGACACAAAGUGGUGAAAAGAUAAGUUCUGUUCCUUCCCAUCACUUUUCUCCUGUCCCCUAGCAUUUCCCCCAGACCCACCUUCAUUCAUGUCUCCCUAUUUCAGCCUUUUUCCUACCCUUAAAUACUGUGCUACAUACUUAUACUAAUAAAAGAAUAAUUAGAAGUACUAUGAAUGAGUAGAAGAAUUCCUGCUAACUCUGACUCUAUGCAAAUUAUAUUACAGUAGACCCCUGACAUUCACAAGUGACAAAUCUAGAGUCUUUUAAAAUCCCAAAGGUCAUGUCCACCCUCAUCAUGUAGAAAGUUUCCAACAGCUGCUCCAAGGCAGCGAAGCUGUUCUAAACCUCCCGCACACAUUUUUCUAUCUUGAGAGUUCUUGGGAUUGUGUACAAAUGCCAGGGGUUUGCUGUAUUUUUAAAAAAUAAUUCCUAAUGUCAUAUUUAUUCCCUUUUGUAACUGCUGUCUUUACAAUAAAGAGAACAUCUGCA